This is a messenger RNA of Xenia sp. Carnegie-2017, 722 nucleotides long. RefSeq lists its product as uncharacterized. The annotation marks the transcript as partial. The record is from RefSeq and is a predicted model, not a curated record. NCBI's taxonomy places the organism in Eukaryota, Metazoa, Cnidaria, Anthozoa, Malacalcyonacea, Xeniidae. The transcript has a single exon.
AAGAUGUCUGUCUGAAGUUGAAAAGCUAGUUCCUGUUAAGCGAAUAACAACAGAUAGACAUGUUUCGAUUGCCAGUGCUAUGAAAAACAAACACCCUCAUAUUAAUCACCAAUAUGAUGUGUGGCAUUUGUCUAAAUCUGUCACAAAAAAAACUAACAAAGAAGGCUAACAUUAAGGGAAAUGAUGACUUGACCCAUUGGAUUAAGUCCAAUUCUAAUCAUCUUUGGUGGUGCUCUGCAAGUUGUAACAAGAAUGCAGAAGAAUUGGUGGAAAAAUGGAAGUCUGUCCUUAACCACAUUUCCAACAAGCAUUUCUGGAAGGGGAACACAUAUUUUCAUCAAUGUUGCCACCAACAAUUAACAGAAAGAGAAACAAAGCAGAAAAAGUGGUUAUCUCCUACUUCACAAGCAUAUAUUGCUGCAGAGAAGGUGAUAUGUGACAAGAGGCUUCUAAAAGACCUGCGGAAGCUAUCUGAGUUUUGUCACACAGGAGAGUUGGAGGUUUACCAUUCCUUUUUACUGAAAUACUGCCCAAAGCAAGAGCAUUUUUCAUUUCCUGGAAUGUUAGCCCGCACUCAGUUAGCAGCAUUAGAUCACAACAACAAUAUUAACCAUGAUAAGGCAGUCAUUAAGUCAGGGACAAACAAAGGGCAAGACCGUUACAAAAUGAUUUUUGCUAAAACACAGAAGCAAUGGGCUGUAAAAGCAAUGAAAGAAAAGAAA